This is a messenger RNA of Terrapene triunguis (Three-toed box turtle), 2488 nucleotides long. Its product is annotated as TNF receptor-associated factor 2-like. The record is from RefSeq and is a predicted model, not a curated record. The transcript has 5 exons. Bases 579 to 1676 code for a protein of 365 amino acids. Gene Ontology annotation, biological process: protein K63-linked ubiquitination; regulation of apoptotic process; tumor necrosis factor-mediated signaling pathway. NCBI's taxonomy places the organism in Eukaryota, Metazoa, Chordata, Testudines, Emydidae. Gene Ontology annotation, molecular function: protein binding; zinc ion binding. Gene Ontology annotation, cellular component: plasma membrane signaling receptor complex.
UUCGAUCCCCGAGAGAUCGAUUUCUACCCGCCGAUUCAGGCGGGUAGUGUAGACCUAGCCUGAGUCACUUUCCUUUCUUCUCCCAUCCUUUCAUUCCCUCAUUCAUUCCGACGUUUGUUCUUUCCUCCCCUUGUUCCUUAACUCGUUUUUCUUUCUAUUCUUUUUUUCUGUCCCCUUUGCUUUUGCACCCACGUUAUUUCUAUUUUUAUCCAUUUUUUCUUUCCUUCUUUCUAUCCAUUUUUUCGUUCUUUCCUCCAUUUUUAUCGUGGUUUUCUUUCUAUCCUUGAAUUUCCCUUUUGCUUUCUUUCUUCUGUCCAUUUUCUUUCCUUUUCCCAUUUCUUUUAUUCAUUCUUUCGUCUGAUGUCUUUGUUUGUUUUCUUUCCCUCUCCCCACCCCGGCUCUCCUGCACACACCCCCGUCACACCCCUCACUCCCCGUCAGGAUGACCCAAGAGGAAGGCUCUGGCGUCGUUCUCACAUCACAGCUGGGCUGGGACAGGGUGACUCACGGGCAGGAAUUCCCGCCCCAGCCCCGAGGCCAGUGCCAUAUAAACCCCGAACCCGUCCCGCCCCGAGCAGAUGUCUCCCAGUCCCAGCGCCCAGCCGCACAGCCCAGAGGGCACCAUGGUGAAGUUCGGGGCAGGCCUCAAGCCUGUGGAUCCAGCCCGUGGCUCCGGCUUGCUCUGCUCGGCUUGUGGCUUCCUGCUCAUCCGGCCCCAGCAGACAGAGUGUGGCCAUCGGUACUGUGCCGCCUGCGUGCAGCGACUGCUGGGGGACACAGACAAGGUGACCUGCUGCAUUUGUAACAAGAGACUGAGCCCCAACCAGUUUUACAAGGACCGAGCAGCCGAGAAAGACGCUCUCAGCACGGCCGUGACCUGCCCCAGAGCCAGCUGCAGCUGGACGGGGACCCUGGCGUCCUACCUGGAGCACCUCUGCCCCCCGGCGGCGAUUCCCGUCCCGGAGGAGAAGUCAGCUCUGAAGGACCUGGAGUCCCACGCGAUGGACCCCCCGUCCCCGGAGCUCCAGCGGCGGAUACAGCAGCUGGAGGUUAUGGUGACGUCCUUGCGCCGGGAGCUGCAGAGCCAGGCCGGCGCCAUGGAAGCUCUGCGGCGUCGGUGCCUCCAGGACCAGCCGUCCCCGGGGAUCUCCAUGGAGCCGUCCAGCUGCUCCCAUGGGGCUCGGGGGGCCGUGGCGACGUCCCCGGAGCUGGCCAGCACCGACGGGACCCUGGUCUGGAAGCUCCAAGGGUUCUCCAAGCCGCUGGGGGACGCCAAGGCCGGGAGGAGAGCGUCCAUCUAUUCCUCGGUCUUCGCCACCCACCCCUUCGGCUACCGGCUCUGCCUCCGGCUCUACCCGGACGGGGAUGGGGCCGGCCAGGGGACCCACCUCUCGCUGUUCAUGGCCUUGGCCAAGGGGCCCUACGAUGAUCUCCUGCCUUGGCCUUUCCUCUGCAAGGUCACCUUCUAUCUCCUGGAUCCCUGGCGGCGGAGGCCCGCCCUGAGGGAGACGUUCGCCCCUGACCCCUGCAGCACGUCCUUCCAGCAGCCCCGGGGCCAGCUCAACGUGGCUAGCGGCAGCCCCCUCUUUGCCCCCCAUGGACAGCUCCAAAACUACCUCAAAGAUGACACCCUCUAUGUCAAGGUGGUGGUGGACACGUCCGGGAUGGAGGUGUGAGCUUUGGGGGUGGGGGGUUCCUCUGCCCCCAUAGCCUCCUGACUCUUCCUAUUCCUCCCUCAGCCCCCCUAAAGCUCUGACCCCCAAUGCUGCCCCCUACCACCCUCCAGCUCUCCCGCCAAAGACUUAGAAACAGCUUUCCUUGCGCGUUAGCGGCUCGGAAACCUUCCAGCUGCCAGAGGGUUAACGUAGUGGAAGUUACCCUUGUGGCUUAGAACACUACACACUUGUUGGGCUUUUAAAGCUAAGCGGGGGGGGGCCUGUUCUGAGACCAGAUGGGGGACCUGAGGACCCCCCCCCCCCCAUGCUCAGCAGGGACUGGGCUGUUUGGGGGCUUGGAGGGGAGGGAGACGUUGAGUUGAGCAGGCUCUGGGCUGUUUGAGUCAGUGGAGGGGAGCCAGACCCCAAUGCUCAGCGGGGCCUGGCUGGUUUGUGCAGGCGGAUGGGAGACUAAUUUGCCGGCCACUGGGUUGUCUUGCUUCUCUGGCUGAUGAUAAUUGAUAACCGUUAAUAACGACCCGAGCUGCACACAGGACGGCGGCGUUCACGGGUUUCUCUAAGCAAUGAAUUGUCUAUUUAUCUAUUUAUGUAUUUAUUGGCCGGCUGCUGGUGCCCUGGGCCGAGUCGUUCCCCCGGGGGAAGGAGGAGUCUGUGUGUGCGUGUGCGUGUGUGUGUGUGUGUGCGUGUGUGAAGCACAAUUAAUCCGGCCCCUGUGCACAGUCACUGGCCUAGGACACGUCCAGCUCCCUCACCCCGUAUUUAUCGUCAGCGUUUGGUUUAUUUAUUGUGUGAUAUUGUAAUAAAAAUCUCUG